Molecule: messenger RNA, 2563 nt
Organism: Bufo gargarizans (Asiatic toad)
Lineage: Eukaryota; Metazoa; Chordata; Amphibia; Anura; Bufonidae
Gene: ARMH3
Product: armadillo like helical domain containing 3
Exons: 26
Coding region: 170-2239 (689 amino acids)
Biological process (GO): regulation of Golgi organization
Cellular component (GO): cytosol
Source: RefSeq, a predicted model, not a curated record
GGGGGACAGCGUGUAGACAGGCGUUUGAAGUAGAGGCGCAGUGACGCGGAUCACCCCUCUUCCUUGACUUACUGGGUUCCAGUCCUGCAUCCUGGGUGAUUCCCGGUUGGAGCUGCUGCGGGGCUGCCGCCAGUGAGGGGGGUUAUGUGUGGCCGAUUAUGCUGAAACCAUGGCGCAAGUAGAGAAGAAAGCGGGGCUCCUCCGAAAGUCGUCCGCCUCCAAGAAGCCCUUGAAAGAGAAGGUGGUGCUGAUGUACGAUGAGAUCUUUGCGAAAGAGGAUCCGACCAAAUCCAACCCCCGAUUUUGGGAUGAGCUUUUUCUUAUGAAGGUCAAUCUGGAAUAUCUGGAGGCCAAGUUAGAAUCGCUAGAUGGAGAAGAGUUAAUGAAGAUAAAGGAUAACAUUAAUAGCCUGUUCCAGCACUGCAUCCAGGCCCUGAAGGCAGAGCACCAGAUCCGAGUGGUCAACUCAUUACAGACGCUAUGCGCCCUCAUUCGGGGAGUUCAUCAGAAGAACAAGCCGACGUCCGGCUUCGAUAUUAUUAACAUGCUGAUGGGCUUUGACAAGGCAGAACUUCGUAUGAAGAAUCUCAUGGAGAGCCUGGAUAUUCUGCUGUGUGGGGAGGGCUCGGAAAGCCUGAAGAGUCUCUGCCUGAAGCUGCUCCUCUGCUUAGUCACCGUGACGGAUAACAUCAGCCAGAACACCAUUUUGGAAUAUGUCAUGAUCAAUAGCAUAUUUGAAGCCAUUUUACAGAUUUUGUCCCAUCCUCCCAGCCGCAGGGAACACGGCUACGAUGCUGUGGUCUUGCUGGCACUUCUAGUGAACUACAGGAAAUAUGAAUCUGUGAACCCGUACAUCGUGAAGUUGUCCAUCGUGGACGAUGAGGGGACUCUGAACGGGAUGGGACUGGUGAUCGCCCGGGCAUUAUUUGAAUAUAACACGAAAUACCGGGACAAGGAGGAGGAGAACCAGACCGGCUUCUUCUCAGCCCUGACAAGUAUGGUGGGCAGUAUGUUCAUUGCAGAUGCAGAUGAGAAAAUCUCCGUGCAAACUAAUGAAGCCAUCUUACUAGCACUUUAUGAAGCCGUGCAUCUCAAUAGGAACUUCAUCACUGUCCUGGCACAGAGUCAUCCUGAGAUGGGGUUAGUGACUGUCCCAACCACCCCUCUCCCAACUACUCCCACCACCCCGCUGGGUACAACACCUCCUUCUUCAGAUGUCAUCAGUCCGGUGGAGCUGCCGCUCGAUGCUGACGUACAGACGAGUAACCUGCUCAUUACCUUCCUGAAAUACAGCUCCAUUGUUAUGCAAGACACAAAAGAUGAGCAUCGGCUUAAUAGCGGGAAGCUCUGUCUCAUCAUCCUCACCUGUAUUGCUGAGGACCAGUACGCCAACGCCUUCCUACAUGACGACAACAUGAACUUCCGCGUAAACCUCCACAGAAUGCCCAUGAGGCACCGAAAAAAAGCAGCCGACAAGAACAUACCCUGCCGGCCGCUGGUGUGCGCUGUGUUAGAUCUGAUGGUGGAAUUCAUAGUCACCCACAUGAUGAAGGAGUUUCCCAUGGACUUGUAUGUACGCUGUAUACAGAUUGUCCACAAGCUCCUGUGCUAUCAGAAGAAGUGCCGAGUGCGGCUGCAUUAUACCUGGAGGGAGCUGUGGGCAGCUCUGAUAAACUUGCUGAAAUUUCUCUUGUCUUACGAGACUGUUCUCCUGGCUAAACACAAUAUUUUCACUUUGACUUUGAUGGUGGUGAAUCUGUUCAAUAUGUUUAUCACCUAUGGAGACACUUUCCUUCCGACCCCCAGCAGCUACGAUGAGUUGUACUACGAAAUCAUUCGCAUGCAUCAGAUAUUUGACAACCUUUACUCUAUGGUGCUUCGACUUUCUACCAAUGCAGGGCAGUGGAAGGAACCAGCUAGCAAAGUGACCCAUGCGUUGGUUAAUGUCAGGGCCAUCAUAAAUCACUUUAACCCUAAAAUAGAGUCCUAUGCCGCUGUAAAUCACAUCUCACAAUUAUCAGAGGAACAGGUAUUAGAAGUUGUACGCUCCAACUAUGACACUCUGACUUUAAAACUUCAAGAUGGCCUUGACCAGUACGAACGAUAUUCUGAGCAGCACAAGGAAGCCACUUUCUUUAAGGAGCUGGCUCGAUCCAUUAGUAUCAAUGUACGGAAAAACCUCGCCUUCAACACCCUGAGCCAAGAGGCACUACUGAAAGAAUUCUCCACCAUCUCCUGAGACCCUCCGUAACGGUCAGCCAUCAGGACUAGUCCCCAUCACCAUGCACUAGGGGACGACACCUGUUCAUCGCUCCUUUAUACACAAUACCUGAUUAUUAUGGACGGGCAAGUAUUGAAGUCGGCCCAUGUGUCCGCCCUGAAGAGGAGGUGAAGAACGGUGGGGAGUCGCCCUAAGAAAAACUUUUUUUUUCCAUGUUUGUUUUUGGAUUUUUUUACAAUAAAUGCUAACCCCCCCAAGAGAGGGAAAGGCCGGAGGACUCCACAGCAGAUUGGGAAAGGUUGUUCCCGUUUGUAUAGUGAGAAAUAAAAUGUUCUUCUAACA